AAAUUAAUAAUAAAAUAAAAAAAAACAUUAAGUAAUACAAUAAAUUAAAUUAACCUAAAUCUAAGUCUUAUAACUAAAAUAGCCCAACAACACCUCUAUUGUUCAAUUUGUUCAUGUGCAUAGCGUUCCACUUUGCAACUAUUGGACAAUCUAAACUGUCAAUAACAGUGUUCAGAAGGCUGUUGGGGCUGACUCUAACACGGCGCAUCAGGGAGGCCACUCUCUUACGCAUUAUGGCUUGAAAGCUAUCUACGUGAGCUUCCGCAAACAUCCCCGACGCACUGCAAAAUCGAGGCAACCCCAAGAACACCCUGAAACCGUUAUUAUACUGGAUGCGUAAGGCAUUGAGAGAUUUCUGCGUACACUUGACCCACAGGCUGCACGUAUAAAAAGACUGACAAAAUGCGUUGUUUUGAUAAAAAGAGUUGUUUUGACACUCUUCGUGCAACGUGCAAACCUGCGAGCCAACAUGUUGCUUCUCACCGCCAAUGCCCUACGCUCACGCUCCACGUCAAGAUCGUCAGAGAGGUCCUCGGUGACCCAGUGCCCCAAAUACAUAAACUGAGUGACAUUUUUUAACUCAGUUCCUCCCAGUUUUAGUGGUGGUAUGAACUUCGGUUUUUUUGAACCCGCCUUAAACACGAGUAGCUCACUUUUCUUGGAGUUGUAUUUGAGACCGUGGGUCUCCGCGUACCUCUCACAGAUUCCUAUCAAUAUCUCCAGGGCUCCGAUCGAUGGGCUCAGCAGAGCCAUGUCAUCAGCGUAGCUUAUAUUGUUCAUUAUUUUGCCACCAACUGAGCACCCAAUGCCGGCUCCGGUGAGCUCCUCGGUCAGGCUAUUGAUAUAUAGAUUGAAAAGCCGCGGAGACGUCAAACCUCCCUGCCUCACGCCGCAUUCCAACCUGUACUCCUCUGAGUAGUAGAGUGACAGAGAAAAAUGCCCGCAUUUGACGAACUUUAAUUUUCGCGGUUAUAGCCCUCACACUGGUAAAUACCUAGCCUAUUUUAGUGAUCCGACCAAUAUCGGAUUUUUGGAGAAACCUUAACCGAAGGUUGGCUUUGCUUUAGUUUCGGCCGAAACAUGAUUAUUAUGUCGAACCCUAUCGAAACCCAAACCGAAACUUCGGUCGGAUAUUACCGAAAAUACAGUUUCGGCAAAGCCGAAAGGUGCGGCAGUAUUUUGACCGAAACCGAACCUCGGCCGAAACAUAAUUUUUCCGCCGAAACCGAAACCCAAACUUCGGCCUGUGCUGUAAAAACCGCUGCAGAGUUAUCUUGGUCUAUUUAUUUAUUUAUUUUAUUUAUUUAUUACGCAACUUUUAUUUGACAAGACCCUACAUAAAGCUACCUUUCCACCUACCGUUUACGGUUAAUGAAUUUAUCUACUAGGUAUGUUUAAUGUUUCCAGUUAAUCGAUAUAAACAGUUUAAAUAGUAUCGAUAAAACACAGACGAAACUAUUGGAAUCUCAAUAAAAUCGCGUUUAAACAGAGGUAUUUAUUUAAGUGGUUUUACAGCCCGCCACACGCGGUAAAUAUCGCCAUUACGACAGACCACACAAUACCUUAGUGAUUUACAAAACAAGUUUAAAUUUAGCGAUGAACUGUACUUAUGCAAUGAAUGAGUAAUGAGAUUAAGUACCAAACCUACGUGAAAGUAAUUUAAUCUGAAAUGGGUAGUAAAUCUUUAAUUCUAAGUUGAGUUGUUGUUAGUGCCACCUAUUGCAAAUUCAAAUAAUGUGAUGUCAGUUCAUGUUUGACGCAUUGAGUGCUAGAUGUCGCAUUCUUUUUAGUUUGUCUACUCGCCAAGAGAUGGCAGUGUAAGGGCAGCUAAAAUAACAAAUUAUUCGGUAAAACAAAACUUUUGUUAAUUUGUUACUAUUAUAUAUAUAUUGUGCCUUAAAUACCUACUUUUACCAUUUAUUGUUGUUCUUUAUUUUGAAACCUUACCUUGGUUUGGACUGAACACCAAAACCCCAUUGGAACAUUUGGAACAGAACAAUCAAUAGGCAUAGAAAAAUGACGUUUGUUGACAGUUUCGCUUUGUUAUCGUGCAGAUUAUUUUCUACUUUUCGGUUUCGAACAAAAUUCUUGUGUUUAAAUAUAGGCAAAUUUCAUAUGGAUUUGAAAAAUGAAGCAAAAACAAUGGAUAUGGUCAGCGUGCCACCAAUCGUGGCGACAUACCGGCUCGCCCUGCAAACCUUCGACGAGAAGGCUACGGCCGACCUCCCUGCCAACAUAAACAAACUUAAAAAGAUAAUGGACACAUUAAGAAGCGAAGACCUAGGUUUGGAGAGACGGUUAUGCGAUCCGGCGACGUGGAAAAAUCCUGACAAAGCCCCAUGUACGUACAUUCAAGUAUUUCAAAACAAUGUCGUCAAUAUGAGUAUUUUCGUGUUGCAACCUGGAUUCAAGAUGCCGUUGCACGACCAUCCUCAUAUGCACGGUCUAUUGAAGGUAAUAUACGGUGCCGUGAACAUUCGUAGUUUCUCCGAGCACCCUGUGACUGAAAAGAUGAGCGCUAUAGACAUAGCAAUACGCGCAAAACACGAGGCCGCUAGGCUCGCUCACGGGACACACGUAAAGCGAAAGUUUUUCGCUGAAGUUUCACAGGAUCGCGUUUGUAAAGAAAAUGCUGAGACGUGUGUGCUGACUCCGACUGUAUCUAAUUAUCAUGAGAUACAAGCUCUUCAUAUGCCGGCAGCGUUUUUCGAUGUUCUAUCACCACCUUAUGAUACCUUGAUAGAAGGUAUAGGGCCAAGGCGAUGUAGCUACUAUAAAGUUCUCAACAAAUUGAGCUCUAACUUAGUGGAAUUGCAAGAAACGGUAGCGCCGGAUUGUUUUUUCUGUGAUCAGUCUCCUUAUUUAGGCCCUAAGCUGGCAUAGGUACAAAUUAAGUUAUUAGGUAGCUAUAAAAUUGAAAUAAUUGACCAGAAAUUGACCUUAAAUGAAUUUGAUGAAAAAUGUUUAAUACAUUUUUUAGUUAUUAUUAUAUUCAUGAUAAUAUAAUACUGUAACUGUCAAAAAUAACUUUGUCUUAACACACAAACAGAGGUUUUUACAAUAAGUAUAAUCAUAAAAAUAAUGAAAUUACCCUUUAUAAAUAAUUAUAAAAGUAAGGUUUAUGAAAACCCUCUUUAUCAAAUCUGUGUAAGAAUCAAAUGGCCAUCUAAUUAAGCAAAUAUUAUGACAAAAAAUAAUUACGUAAUAAUUUUAAACUAAAAUGACAGUCAGUUUUUUUUAAGUACUGCUAUCCAUGUCUAAUACAGUAAUUUUCUUGGAUUACUUUUUAUAACAGAGUUAAAAAUUAUCAUAAAUGCUACUCAGAAGGUAAUCUGCCUUCAAAAUUACAGUAAUCUAUGGCUGUCAAAAUAAAUAGUUCAAAUAUUUUAGUGCCUUGAUUUUAAAAUGUUUUCUGGAUGUCUUAAUUAAAACCAACAGAAAAUUUACUCUUAAUCCAGUUGUCAGAAACUCCUAAUCUCUAUACAAAGUUGUAUUAUUUAAUAUCACAGACCCAUAUUAAAUAUUUGCACCCCUGGUAUUUUAAGUUUAGCUGCCCCAAGUUGUCCAAAGCUGACUAUAAAGUUUGGCUUCUGCGAAGAGGAGCUGGAGUGGUUAGAGUAGCGCUACCUUGUUUCUCGCAAAAUAGGGACAAUGGUUGUCGACUUGCAGAAAAUGCCCAAAAGCACUAACUAACUUGGCUCCUGUGAGUACUGGGAGAGAUAUUUAUAUAGCCCUGCCAAAACAUCUGAACCCAUUCAUUUCUUUAUCAUUCCAUUAGUCUUUUAGUAAUUGUAUACUUAUUGCAGCACAAUAUAAAGGAAUCACUAUUCAACAUUAUAUGGUGGUAAGACCUAUUUUAGAUGAUACAACUUUGUAUGAGGAAUUUCAUUUUUAAUUACCAGCAGGGCCAAAUUUAGGGGAGGGCAACUGGGGCCUCCACAAAAGAGGGACCACAAUAGAGACUUCGGAAAAUUGUCUAUUUUAUUUGGAAAAUCUGGGGCCUCCACUCCUUUGUUGCCCCGAGGCCUCCAGACCUCUAAAUCCGGCAUUGAUUACCAGUCUGGUCUUUGUAUAUUUUCUAUGAUUUCACACUAGGGAUGUAAGAAGGGCACUAAGUUUAAGAUUAUUAUCAGUCAGCAUCACUAGUUAAAUUAUUUCAAUGUUAACAAAUGUUACAUUAUCAGGCAUAAGGUGCCACUGAUAAAGUAGUGCCUUUUGGCUGGGAAAGACACAAAUAUAGAGUCUAGAUGUUACCACUAAGUAUAAUCAUUCAGUCCUAUUGAUCUCCAUGAAUUUUCUGUCAUACUUUUAGGUAAUUAUUAUUCAAAGUCGAAAUGCACUUAUACAUGAAGAAAGGUCAAUUAAAAUAGGCUUAAAUCCAUAUCUUUUAUAAAAUUAUUUGUAACAAGAUUCUAUAUCUUAAUCUGUUUAGGCAUUUUUUUUUUUGUUUUAUCUUUAAUGUGACUGUUUUCAAUCGAUUUCUUAUAUUUAUCAUUGUUUUACCAAGCAGACCUUUAAAAAUAUUUUUAAUAUACAAAAAUGACAGUUUUAGUUGAACUUUAUCCAUUCAAUCACGAGAUUGAUUAAUUUGAUGAAUAUUAAAUAUGUAUAACAAUCAUGAAGUACGUAAAUCAUACGUUCAUCCAUAAUUGAUUUUAUUAUGUGACUUUUAAAACGUAUUCUCUUCUGCAAUAAAUUAAAAAUAAUUUUAUGAAUGUUAGAAUAGAAUAAUGAUUAUAAUUAUAUAGUAAUGUACCUUGUUAAUUGUGUCAUAUUUAACUUUAUAGUUAAGUAUCAGGGUAUUGCGACCACUAACAUUAAGUGAUACUAAUCAAAUCAGUGAUGUAGCUAUAAACUUGUGUGUGGAGUGAAUGUUAGAGAAAUACUUUUGGUGUGACCCUCGUAAGGCAACACAAUAAGUUUUGUUUUUAUGUUCUAGAUACUAAAAUUACAGUCACAGUAACAUACGAGCAAGCAAAUACCGGUUUAUUUCCGUUUUCUCCGAACUUUCAUAAGAACGCGAACGUUUUAAGAACUUUAUUGUAACUUAAAUAAACCGGUUUAUUUGACAAGUGACGAGACGGCCGGCCGGUCCGGUGGUGUGCCGCGUAAACAAAGACACCGAUAUAAGAAGAAACCGGUUUUUAUUGUUCUAAACCGGUUAAUCUGACAAGAAUUUUAUGAAAAUGUUAUUUUAAAAACCAGUUUAAAAAUAAUGAUUUUGAGAACGAAAAAUUAAAAGGUUUUGCGCCAAGUACAUGAUAACGGUUUGGAAAUUUAACCGGUUUCCGAGCCUUGCUUACGAGGGUAUCUGGAAAAUCUGGUAUACAGGGCGUCCCAAGACUACGGGACAUCAAGGGAAAGUACCUUAAAUAUCGUAGAUAGGAUAUUUUGCUGAAAUUAUGUUAUUUUUAAAAGUCAGUAAUUCUGCAUUUAAAGGUUUUCUAAGAAUUACUUGCUUCGCCUGGGAAUCGAACCAACUUAAAUGUAAAAAAAAAAUCAUCCUAUUUUUAUGAUGCCAAUCGAUAGAAUGGACAAAAAAUAAUAAUUCUUCCUAAGUAACAUAGUAUUUUAAAAGAAAGGAACGACGUAAAAUGUUUGAGUCAAAUUUCAAGAAAAUUAUUAAGUCGGUUCGAUUCCCAGACGAACCAAGUAAUUCUUAGAGAAUCUUUAAAUGCAGAAUUACUGACUUUUAAAAAUAACGUAGUCUUCUUUCAGCAAAAUAUCGUAUCUACGAUAUUUAAGGUACUUUCCCUUGAUGUACCAUAGUCUUGGGACGCCCUGUAUAUAAGUUGACCUUAAAUAAGAAUUUUGAUUAGCUACACCACUGACACUUUAAGGCUGUUUCUUAAUCUUUGGAAGGCUUAUUAAGUAUUUUAUAUUUAUGUUAAUCUGCAAUGCUAUUGUACGGUCAGCAGAGGAUAUAGUCCUCUAUCUGAUUCUGUUGUCUGACCAUACUGAACACUUUUACUAUAGGUCAAUUUAUCAAAUUAUAUAUUUCGUAAAUUUCGGCGAUUUACAUAUCGAUGUUUUCUAUCCAAGAAUCCAUUCUUAUUUUGUUCGCGAUUUCGGGGUUGACCCCUAAUUUUAAAACUUUCAGUAUGUCCCAUUUUCAUGUACACCUAAAAUACGUGAAUUGUUAGUAGGUAUGAUACGAUGGAUGAAAGAAAUUCAAAGAUUACAUGCACAACAACAAUGUUAGGAUUCACUUUAACGGUUUUAACUAAAACGGGGCAUAAAGUGACCCUUUUCCUUGCUGUCUGGUAUAGUUUUGUAGUACAGUGAAGUUUUAAAAGACUGAGCUGACCGUCCAGUGGCACCAUCAUUAGGGGAAUUGUGUUUUCUAAUAAACCAAUUAAUAUCUGUAUAAAUCAGGACAUUCAUAUUGUUGUCCUACUUAUUCCCCAAUUUUUAAUACUUUUGACUCUAUCACCUAAAUGUGGCCACCAUUUGCCGUUUAGUUGAUAAAGCAAAAUAAAAUUACCUACAUAUGUGACACAUACCAAAAGUUGGGGAAACAGUAGGACAACAAUAUUAAUAUAGUGAUUUAUACAGAAAUUAAUUGGUUUGUUAGACAACACAAUUCCCCUAAUGAGGGCGCCACCGGACGGUCGACUGUCUUAAAUAGUAGUCCUACAACUUUUAAGUAUGUAAUAUAACCAAAACCGUACUAUUAUACUGUAAAUUUUAUUAAACAAACGCUGUUAUUUGACGCCAUUAACUAUAGUUACUUUUUGUAAUAAAUAACCACACCAAAACAUUUUCAAUGGUAUAACAUUCCAAAAUCUGUUUAAGUUAACAUGUGUAAAAAGCACAGAAAGCUAUAAUUUUGCAGCUUUCCGUACCCUGGCGAAAAGUCAGAUGAGAUGAUUUUUCAGUCAUGUAGAGUACCGUAAAAUGGGGUGACUGUGAAAAUUUAAUUUUACGCUACUAUAACGGUUUCUUGCAGCACCUGAAUUAUUUAAACUAACUGAACUCAACAACUUGAAGUCUGUCAAAAUAGCCCCGUUUGUAGUUUUUGCUUUUAACUGAUAGAGUGAUAGCUAUAUUCGUCAGUAAUAAAAUUGUGUUAUCACCUUUUAUACAGAUUUCUCCCGUCAGGGUAUUCAAUUUUAAACCUAGAUCAACUCUUCAUCACGUAACUGUAUCUGAAUACUCUGAAUUCGUUUCCCUAUAUCUUUUUUCUUGUUUCAUCUCUCGGUAGUUCACCUGUGUGCAGUAGCAGACUAAAAAAUUAAAAAAAUACAUACAUAAAAAUGGGGCUACUUUGAUAUACUUAAUCAAAAUUUCCGAAGUCACACCAUUUUUCGCUUAUGUCUCCUAGAAACCGGUAAAUGUAGAUAAUGUCUUUAAAAUUAAAUCAGUAAUGAAAUAAAUACAAAUUGAUUCUUGAUCUCUAAAAUAUGCAGUUUCAAUGAAAUAUUAUUGUGAAAGAAUUUUACUUUAAGUUCUAAGUUUGUAGGUUUCACUUAGACCUAAGUCUCGUUUUGUAAUGGUUUCUCGGACAUAGUAUUGUAUUAAAUUGAUGUUUUUGUUAAAUAAAAUAUAAUGUUGUUAAAAAUGUCUCGUUUAUUUUGAGUGCUCUUUUUGUUUAAGACACCCCACCACAUAUUAACAUGAACUCGCCUCCAAUAUAAACGAGAUAGAGUCAAUUUCUGCCUGUUACUAGAGAUUAAAAAUAAUACUAAGAAAUAGUUAUUAUUGAUUUAUUAAAAAAUAACAGUAGCAUAAUAAUAAAGUAAACAAUCGUAAGGAGCAAGAGAGCAUUCAAAUAGUCUUCAAAAUAUUACACAAAUUUUACUACAAUACCGGGCAGAUUUUAAGAAAAACAAUUUACGAAAGGGUAAUGGUAGUCUAGGUUUUAGAUGCUUCGAAAAUCUAGAAGAACUUAAAUUAUAGACAAGGUAUAUUCGGGUAGUUACGAAAGGAAACAGACUAAAAAGUACCGGAUAAUUACGAAAAGGAACUCUUAUUGCAACGGAAUAUGAGUGAUUUUAAACGAUUUUCGGGAUUACCCAAUUUACGAAACUAUCCGAAUACACCUUAUAUAUUUUUCUACACACACACUUAUGAGGACCUCGCUCCAAACGACUCACUAACGAACACACAUGAUUGCACACACGAAUUAAAGAUCUACUAUAGAAUUAAUAAGCGAAUGUAAAUAUAUAAUUUGUUUUGAUAGUAAAAUAAUUUUAUUAUAACGUUAAACUAAUUGAUGGUCAAGACUUUAUUGUCUAAGGCAUAAAAAUUUCCUAUAGAGCACCUAAAACAAGUCAAUGAUAUAAUUUAACCAAUUAUUUGUACUGCUUUUAAGUUAGAACACCAACAAAGGUGCUUUUCCAUUGUUUUUAUUAAACUAGAGCUAUGACUACAAUGCUUGACGAAAUAAAAAAAAUAAUAAUUUAGAAAUAAAUACCCUGGUGUCAUU
Messenger RNA from Cydia pomonella (codling moth), 8428 nucleotides. Its product is annotated as 2-aminoethanethiol dioxygenase. The transcript has a single exon. Gene Ontology annotation, cellular component: mitochondrion. The record is from RefSeq and is a predicted model, not a curated record. Lineage: Eukaryota; Metazoa; Arthropoda; Insecta; Lepidoptera; Tortricidae. The coding region runs from base 2017 to 2883 and encodes 288 amino acids. Gene Ontology annotation, molecular function: oxidoreductase activity, acting on single donors with incorporation of molecular oxygen, incorporation of two atoms of oxygen.